CGGCAACGAAGUUACUCACGACCAGAUGCAGCUGCACGUGCUGUCACCUCUAGUUUGUUCACCCGCUCCCUAUGGCGAAUGAGAACCCACUCUGUAUGGACCAUCGCCCCAGCAAGCUUCUGGAUGAGCCCCACUGUCUUUGGGCCUUGUGCCAACAUCUUUGUUGCUGGGAAACUGUGCAGCGAAUGGCUAGAGGCAACCUUCGAUAUGCCAACAUCAGAACAUCCACAAGAACCCAAGUUAGCCGGGAAGAUGAGCUCCCAGCCUUGAACGUUGUGAAUGUGUCUGAGUGGUCUGAAUUGGACAUGGUCCCCGCAGGCAAAGUCACGCAGAAGAGGUUUAUCUCAGAAAAGGUCUCCACCAAGAUCCAGCACCCUUGUACUAGCUUAGACAGCGCUAUUCUGCAGCCGGUCCCCUGCGGCUUGGCCAACGUCCAUUUCCCGAAGCUUGUCUCUUCGCCUCCUGCUGUGCGCCCCGCCAGCAGCAAGGACAGCAAGACCAUAAAGCUGAGCCAGGCCUACAUCCAGCCCCUGGAGCCCUGCCCGGCCCCUGUAAUGAUCUGGGUCCCCAGCUCCCAGCACAUCACCCACAAGCCCCUGCAGUGGAGCUCGUGUGUAGGCCGCCUGGCAAAAUCUCCCCACGUGACAGUAAUGCAGAUCUCCUGCAGUUUUCCACCCCGGUUUGCUGACCCUAUGGACUGGAUGAAAUCAAAAACUGGAGCCAAGAGAGUCCAUUUCCAGGCCCCUGGAAAGCCAGAGGCCGGAGACGGUCCGAGCACAGAUGGCGAGCUGGACUCGGACGAGGCAGUGGAUGCACGGGGGGGCGACAUGCUUUUAGAGAAAAAGCCAGAGGUCCUCCGCAACUUGAGGCAGAGGAGGCAGCGAGGGACCUCCUCACGAGACGUCCUAGCGCCUGAUUACAUGCCAGACACCAAGGUGCAGACAGGGGGCGCUCUCUGGACACGUCUUUAAGCAUUUUAAAGUGGCAUAAAUAGAGAGCAGGUUUCCCUUCCCAGGAGCAGAGGCCUCGGGGCAGGGAGGGAAAUGGAAAGCCGUUAUCAGGAUGUCCCAUCGUGUGAAAGAAUGCAGCUCUCGU
Messenger RNA from Paramormyrops kingsleyae, 1095 nucleotides. RefSeq lists its product as uncharacterized. NCBI's taxonomy places the organism in Eukaryota, Metazoa, Chordata, Actinopteri, Osteoglossiformes, Mormyridae. The record is from RefSeq and is a predicted model, not a curated record.